AUGCCCGAGUCUAAAUCCAUCAGCCUUCUUGUUCCUUCCGAGUUAUCUUCUCAGCAACAGAAUUUACAGGCUCAGAUACAACAAAUUGUCUCUCAGAAGGGCCACUUCCGCCAUGUGACGGAGCAAUCUCUUCGCAUCGACAUUCAGGGCAAAAAGUCUGCAAAUGAUCCAUUGACAGCAGACGCGCCCGCUUCUGCACAAGACGACAAAGACGACGACGAGACGCCACAGAAACACCAGGAGCGCCUUUGGAAGCGCAGAGAUGAGAUGCUCGAAAGGCUAAGUUACGCGCAAAAUGAGGUCUUAUGUGCACUCGACUUUGUCUCACUACUCAUAUCAAAGCAAUCAGUUCCAGCCCAGAGCUCCAUGUCACCAGCGCUGAAAGAGGCUGUGCCCAUAGGAACGCUUGCGACCCAUGUUCUACAGAACAAAGCACCAUCAGCAGCUCUUCGAAAACAGUUGAACCUGGCCUCUCAAGGUUGGAGAUCAGAAAGUUUCAAGUUCGCCUCGGAAAAGCUUUCGAAAGCCUCCACGAAACUAAAAGCGGAGGCUGAAAAGGAGUCCAAAUACUGGGCUCAGAUAGCUGAUCUCACCGCUCGUGGUUGGCCCGUGAGCAGACUGCCACGUGAUGCUAAAGCUAUCGGUGUCCACUUUGGCUUUCCGGAAGCCACACAGCAGUUUAGAGACCGAGGCUUCGCUCUCCUGCGUCAAUUGGACGAUGGCACUGUUAGCCUGGAUAUUCCACGAAGACGAAGGCGUCUGGGAGUAUCUAUCACUCGAGGGAACAAAACGACAGGCAUGUUCCAUUUCCGCGAGAUCAUGAAAGACCAAGACACAAACAUCGAUCAGCAGAUCACUGAAGCGCGGGACUCCCUAUUCGAAGAGGAACUGUUCUACGAGAUCAGCCGAGAGGCACGUUCGACAGCGAACCAAGGAAUCACGACGCGUGGGCAGCAUAUUGAGAUUGCUCUUGAUGCGCACUCUAAGCUGUCUCUCCUCUUCGGGGAAGACAAUGGAAGUAACGAGUCCAUGAGUCCACAGGACAACGAGACCGCCGAAUUUGUGGGGACUUCAUUGCGUCUCCUGCUCAAUGCAAUGCAUGAACAAAAUCUCGCCAGACGAUCACAACGGCCACCAGUUAUGACCCUCAAGCCUCGACCGAUUCCUGAAUAUGCCCUGAUCCGUCCAGUCAUAGGACAUCUCCGCCACCGAACGCAGCUGUCUGCUUUAUUGUCUUACUGCAAUGCACUGAUCCAGCCAUUCGCAAAGGCAGGUUUGCCAAUCACCCUUGAAACCAAAGAGUUCAGCGCCGAAGUGUUCAAAUCAUUGAAGAUUGAAUCCUCAGCGGCCAUCUUAGCAGACCUGGUGCUUCCAGCCAAAACAGCACUUGAACUAACUCUCACCGGCGGCCGACGUAUGCAAAUCGGACUAGCCACCUUCCUAGGUUCUCCACUCUACGGCUCCCGAUUUGAGACAUCAGAGGUAGAUUUUGAGUUCGCCAUUGCACCAUUUUCCCAGCAUGAGACAUUUGAGGCCUUCACAAUGUUCGUCCGUCACGCCCUCCUCCUUAAUCUCGUGGCGCACAUUGCAUCAUUAGCAACCAAGUCUGCAACCAAAACCCGGAAUACUGACCAUCGCGACUCCAGGAAUUGGAAAGUCUCCAGCCCGCACAUCGGCGAGCUCACGCUGUGGGAGGCAGGUGAAGCCAUCAAAAAGAUCCAAGUUGCCGUUCAUGCUCACUCCAUCAGCGUCAAACUCACCCCAAAGCCCACGCAUGAUGCGCCCAAGCAUAUCAUGUGGUCGUGGACCACGCAGGGCUCCUCGAAAGCCGACAGCUCGGGAGUUGCGCGAGCUGCGGGCAUGAAAUUCGACGAUGUGGUCAUCAAUGAGAUUUUGGGGCAGACGUAG
This is a messenger RNA of Exophiala aquamarina CBS 119918, 1908 nucleotides long. RefSeq lists its product as uncharacterized. Gene Ontology annotation, biological process: regulation of transcription by RNA polymerase II. The transcript has 2 exons. Gene Ontology annotation, molecular function: transcription coregulator activity. Gene Ontology annotation, cellular component: core mediator complex; mediator complex. The record is from RefSeq and is a predicted model, not a curated record. The coding region runs from base 1 to 1908 and encodes 635 amino acids. Lineage: Eukaryota; Fungi; Ascomycota; Eurotiomycetes; Chaetothyriales; Herpotrichiellaceae.